Molecule: messenger RNA, 1920 nt
Organism: Episyrphus balteatus (marmalade hoverfly)
Lineage: Eukaryota; Metazoa; Arthropoda; Insecta; Diptera; Syrphidae
Exons: 3
Coding region: 151-1848 (565 amino acids)
Source: RefSeq, a predicted model, not a curated record
AAAAAUUGUUUUUUUUUAGAACAUUUCCUGUUCAACUGAACAAAUACUAUUUUUGAAAGUUUUCAAAUCGAUUUUAUUUUCGAAGAAUUUUCUGUCCGGAUAUAGUUUUUUUUUUAAGUAGUAUGUCAAAUUAAAGGGGACACAUAUAAAAUGCGAAUAAUUUAUCAUAUAUUUUUUACAAUUAUAAUUGUUUUGUUGGAAAUACAAAAAAAGAGUGCAGAGGGGAAUGAAAGGGACGGAAAUGAGGCGAUAAUAGAUACAAAAGUUGUUGAAAUCGACGACGAAACUGAUGACUCGGAAAUUGUUGAAAAACCAAAAGAUAGAACAAAGAGAAUGAAAAACUUUGUUGGAACAAAUUUGUUUGGAGAUACCAAUGGAAUACGAAAGAAUUGUUUCUCGUCAGAGGAUAUUGCACUAUUGGCUGCUAGAAGAGAUUUUGAGCUCCUCAUACCAAAAACAUUGCCAAGUUGUCUUUUAGACGAUGACUUUGCCAAAAUUCUUUUGCAAUACUUCUAUGAAGCUAACCAAGUGAUUGACAAAAUGGCGAGUGGACGUUCAAAAACAAUUGCCCAGAAAGCUUUCUUCGACACAUUAGGAGGAUAUCUCCAAUACUAUAUGGUUUCAAUUUCAAUGUUCUCCUUUUAUGCGGGUUCAAUCAAGUUAAGAACUGUCGAAAAUAUCCUUGAAUUACAUGAUCAAAGUAAAACUUUUCUCAACACAAAUGGAAAUGGCUGGCGUCCGGCUAUAAAAGAUUUUUCUGAUUUCGACAUUCAAAUUGAACCUCUUCGAAUUAUUAUCGAAGAAAAACAAGAAGAAGACACAUCAUGCAUUCAGCUUGAAAUUCAAGAUGAUCGUACUACUGAGACAGACGAUAUGAUAGUUGCUUUACCGCGACUUGAUCAAGAGGAGAAGGGAAUUCUUGGAAACAUUUGGCUUCCGUUUAAACGAAGAAGAACUUUUAAUUUGAAAAAUACAAAAUCCGCAUUUGUUUUGUUGAGAUAUUUUGAAUUAACAACUCGAUGUUACAACUUCCAAGGGAUCUGCCAGGAUACAUUUAAUAGAAAAUUCAAAAAUUGGAUUUUCGAAAACCUUGAUAUUCAUUUAAAAGAUGACAUUUUCUAUCCUGGACUGGGAGCGAUAUUAAGAAUUCUCGAAACACUUCAAAUGAAAAAUAGUGACUUUAUUAUUUUACAAAAACGUCAGAAGACUCAAAAUUUCAAGACUAUCGAGAAUACAGCUAAACAAUUGCAAACACAUUCUAAAGAUUGGUUUAGAGAUAUUUUUGGAAACAGCGAAAAACUAGCUCUCGAGAACAACAGAGAAAUUAGUCCGAAGCAAAAAGAUAUCGACGAUGAACGUCGAAUGAUGUAUAUUUACAUUACAAUUAUAAUUUCUGUGUUGCUUCUUGUAUUUGUUAUAUCAGUUGCUUACAUUGUGAAAUGGAGCAAUACACCACCGACAGACUUAGAUGUUGAAAAACCUCCAAAGAAAGCAAAAAGGGUACGAAUAGAUGAGAAAAUCAGAAGACUUUCAAACAAAGAUGACGAAGAGGAGGUAUUGUUGGGGCCAGAUAGUUCGUCAAUUGUUUCUUCUCCAGAACUAUCAAAAUCUUCCAAACUAAAUAGAAUUAUUUCUUCGAAAAAUGUAAAAAGUUCUGCAUCAUCGAAUUGCUUUCCCCUUUGCACAAAAAGAAACAGUCUCGAAUUUGAUAAACCAAUGGAUUCGGAUUCAACAAACGAAGAAAUGGAGGCAACAGAAAUUACUGAUCUACCUACAAGUUCAAAAUUUGCUGAUACUUCAAAAGUUAUAAAUGAUAGGAAAUAUGUGGGAAGUCACAAAAAACCCUAGAAGAAAGCUUUUGAUAUGUUGAAAGCUUUUAUGUUUGAGAAAAUUUAUUUUGAUAUUUUUUUUAUACGUUAU